GACUCCGCCUCCUCCAGUCCUCCACUCUCGGCUCCCCAGGAAGGCGGUGCGGGCUGAGAACUCUGCUUUCGCUUUCCCUUCCCCGUGCCCACUCUUCGCUCCUCGCGCGGCUCUAGGACCCUUGCCCCGGCCAUGGCCAUGCUCAGGGUCCAGCCUGAGGCCCAAGCCAAGGUGGAUGUGUUUCGUGAAGACCUUUGUACCAAGACAGAGAACCUCCUUGGGAGUUAUUUCCCCAAGAAGAUUUCUGAUUUGGAUGCAUUUUUAAAGGAGCCAGCUCUCAAUGAAGCCAACUUAAGCAAUCUGAAGGCCCCAUUAGACAUCCCAGUGCCUGAUCCAGUUAAGGAGAAAGAGAAGGAAGAGCGGAAAAAACAGCAGGAGAAGGAAGACAAAGAUGAAAAGAAGAAAGGGGAAGAUGAAGACAAAGGUCCUCCCUGUGGCCCAGUGAACUGCAAUGAAAAGAUUGUGGUCCUCCUGCAGCGCUUGAAGCCUGAGAUCAAGGAUGUCAUUGAGCAGCUCAACUUGGUCACUACCUGGUUGCAGCUACAGAUACCUCGGAUUGAGGAUGGGAACAAUUUUGGAGUGGCUGUCCAGGAGAAGGUGUUUGAACUUAUGACCAGCCUCCACACCAAGCUAGAAGGCUUCCACACUCAAAUCUCUAAGUAUUUCUCUGAGCGAGGUGAUGCAGUGGCCAAAGCAGCCAAGCAGCCCCAUGUGGGUGAUUAUCGGCAGCUGGUACAUGAGCUAGAUGAGGCAGAGUACCGGGACAUCCGGCUGAUGGUCAUGGAGAUCCGCAAUGCUUAUGCUGUGUUAUAUGACAUCAUCCUGAAGAACUUUGAGAAGCUCAAGAAGCCCAGGGGAGAAACAAAGGGAAUGAUCUAUUGAGAGCCCCCUCUAAUUCUGUGAUGGGUACAGCAUAGACCUUCUUAUUUUUUGCCAGGGACUCCAGAUUUUCCCCUACCUUUCUCUUAUGGAGGUUUUUCCCUCACCUUGCCUCCCAAGCAUAAUAAAUAUAGUCACACUGUG
Messenger RNA from Otolemur garnettii (small-eared galago), 1023 nucleotides. It is a transcript of the gene PSME1, whose product is annotated as proteasome activator subunit 1. NCBI's taxonomy places the organism in Eukaryota, Metazoa, Chordata, Mammalia, Primates, Galagidae. The transcript has 11 exons. Gene Ontology annotation, molecular function: endopeptidase activator activity. Bases 133 to 882 code for a protein of 249 amino acids. Gene Ontology annotation, biological process: positive regulation of endopeptidase activity; regulation of G1/S transition of mitotic cell cycle; regulation of proteasomal protein catabolic process. The record is from RefSeq and is a predicted model, not a curated record. Gene Ontology annotation, cellular component: cytoplasm; proteasome activator complex; nucleoplasm.